ACCAUCUUAACCUCCUUUCAGUGAAUAAAAGCAUGUGUACAAACAGGCAUUUGCCCCAACCAUUAAACCCAUCAGUGUAAUGUCAUAUUAAUUAAUUAAGAAAAACCCACAAGACAAUUAUGUCGGCCCCGGAAGGAGACAUAAAACACAAAUCCCAUCGUGAACGAAAUGCCGGUCGAAAAGCCGAGAAGAAAAAAUCGAAAAAGCCUCAAGCCGAUGGAUUAACCGACAAACAACGUAAUCCAAAAGCCUUCACCUUCAAUUCUGCAGUGAAAGCAGAGAGAAGAUUCCGCAGAAAGCAGGACAUCGAGACGAAAAAACAACAUAUCCCAGUAGUAGACAGAACCCCAGUGGAACCACCUCCAAUUUUGGUAGCAGUUGUUGGUCCACCGAAGGUGGGUAAAUCAUUACUAAUCCAAUGUUUAAUAAAAAGUUACGUUCGUCAGCCUUUGAGCAACGUAAUAGGCCCCGUGACAAUAGUCUCAGGUAAAAAACGAAGGAUAACAUUUAUGGAGUGCAACAAUGAUAUAAACAGCAUGAUAGACAUCGCCAAGGUGGCAGAUCUGGUGUUACUCCUCGUUGAUGCAUCUUUUGGGUUUGAAAUGGAGAUAUUUGAGUUUUUGAAUAUCUGUCAAGUGCAUGGAAUGCCUCGAAUAAUGGGGGUACUCACUCAUUUGGAUCUUCUGACGAAUGCUAAACAGUUGAAGAAGACGAAGAAGAUCCUCAAGCACAGAUUUUGGACCGAAGUUUAUCAAGGUGCUAAAUUGUUUUAUCUCUCUGGUCUUCUACACGAAGAGUAUCUGCGGAAUGAAGUCAAGAAUUUAUCCAGAUUUAUCUCAGUCAUGAAGUUUCGACCUUUAGUCUGGAGAACGACCCAUCCUUAUUUAUUGGUUGACAGAGUUGAAGAUCUGACAUCACCUGAGGCUGUGAGGCAGAAUCCCAAGGUCGAUAGGAUGAUUAGUUUGUAUGGGUACGUCAGAGGGGUUCCAUUGAACAAGGAGUCGUCCAUUCACAUUCCCGGUUGUGGAGAUUUGAGGAUAAAGGAUGUUAGCUUUCUUCCUGAUCCGUGUCCUCUACCUGAGCAUAUCAAGAAACGGGCACUGGUGGAGAAGGAAAGGCUUAUUUAUGCACCUUUCUCAGGAGUUGGAGGAAUUGUUUAUGACAAAGAUGCUGUUUAUGUGGAGCUGGGUGGCAGUCAUUCACACAAGGAGGAAGAUACUGGACUUAUUUCAUCGUUGAUGGAUGCCCAGGGGACUCUCGACGAAAAACUGGAGAAGAGUGAACUGCAGUUGUUCAGUGGAGCGGAUUUCAUCAAGUCUGGAGAAGUUGAGGAAGAGAUGGGCUCUGGUUAUGGCCAGGAGAAUGUUGUUGAUGGGGGGAGAAUUAGAAGAAAAGUUAUUUUUCGUGGGAAAAUUGAUGAUGAAGAUGAUGAGGACGGCGGGGAAGAUGAAGAUGAUGAGGAAGAUGAUGGAAUUGAUGAUGAAGAUGUGGAAGAAGAUGAAAUUGAUGAAGAGCCUGUCGAAACUCAAGAGGAAUCUAUUCGCCAUGAUAAAGCUGGUGGAAAAAGGAAGACAACCGCAUCCGCAGUGGAAGGACUUCUCAAGAAACAGAAAAUUGAUGAGCAGGAUGAGUUAGAAUUGGAACUAGCUUCUUUGAGAGCUCAGGAUGUCCCAGUAACUCCGGAAUUUAAUCCCGAGACUUCAAUAAUUCAUAGACCCUUGAGUAGAAAUCCAACUAGUGAAGUUAAAGAUAAGAUAACUGAAGCCCUUUCUAAAUUUUCAUCGAUUUCUCAUCAAAUUAAAUCGAAAAAACACUCUGAAAGUGAAUCGGAUACGGACGAGAGCUACGAUGAACUGUCAGACAAUGACAUCGAUGGAAAAUCGAAUUUAGAUGACCUUGACGGGUCUGAUGAGUCAGUAUUGGGAGGAGAGGUGGAUGAAAAUGCUGAAGGAGUUGAAGAUGAAGAAGAUGAAGAAGAUUUGAAUGAUGAAACUCCUCAAUGGAAGUCAGACCUGGCGAAAAAAGCACGAGAAUCAUUUUUGAAUCGUCAGCAAUGCAAUGUCAACCUGAUGAAGCUCGUCUAUGGGGUCGCAGAUUCUAAAAAAAGUCAAACACCUCAGGGUAAUGAAGAAAACGACGAUGAAGAGAACGUUGGAGGAAUUUUCCGAGUAGUUUCUGAAAAACAAAAACAGAAACUCGAGGAACGAGAGCUCAAGAAUCAGGAAGAAACCAUGUACUAUUCGAGAGAGCCACCGAGGGACUGGGUAUCCGAGGAAAACAAGCUCUGUCUGGUGAAUCGAUUUGUAACAGGGAAAUGGAAGGAAUCUGAAGACGCUGAAGAGCUCCUCAAACUCGACGACCUCGAGGACGACGAAGAGGAAGUCUUCGGAGAUUUCGAGGAUUUAGAGACCGGGGAAAAGGUCCAAGCGAAGGAUUCGUCGAAGCCCCCCAAAGAAUUAAUCCCUGACGAAGCUGAUGAGAAGAAAAAACUCCUGGAGAAGAAGAGAAAGCUGAAACAACAAUUCGAUUCUGAAUACGACAACGCAGAGACCAAGAGUUAUUACGAUGACUUGAAACAGGAAGUGGAGAAACAGGCGCAGUUAAAUAAAUCUGAGUUUGAAGGACUUGAUGAUGACCUCAGAGUUCAACUCGAGGGUUUUAGACCUGGGAUGUACGUUAGAGUUGAAUUAGAAUCAGUUCCUUGCGAAUUAAUAACGAAUUUAGACCCAACGUAUCCUCUGAUCGUCGGAGGUCUUCUCCAUGGAGAGGAAAAUAUUGGAUACGUCCAAGGAAGAUUGAAGAAGCACAGGUGGUAUUCCAAGAUUCUCAAAACGAGGGAUCCAUUGAUCCUCUCCGUUGGAUGGAGAAGAUUCCAGACAUUGCCGAUAUAUUCUAAACUGGAGGACAACUUAAGAAAUCGAAUGAUCAAGUACACGCCUGAACAUGUGGCCUGUAUGGCCCACUUUUGGGGCCCUAUCACUCCGCAAGGGACUGGAUUUCUAGCUGUUCAAGAUGUGUCGACGAGAAUUCCUGGAUUUAGAAUCGCAGCGACUGGGACUAUUCUGGAGUUGGAUAAGAGUACGAGAAUUGUUAAGAAGUUGAAACUGACGGGAGUGCCGAUGAAGGUCUAUAAGAAAACCGCUUUUAUUAAGGAUAUGUUCAAUUCGACACUGGAAGUUGCCAAGUUCGAGGGGGCGAGGAUCAAGACAGUGUCGGGUAUCAGAGGAAUGAUCAAGAAAGCCAUCAAUAAGCCUGAGGGAUGCUUCAGAGCAACGUUUGAGGAUAAAAUUCAAUUGAGUGACAUCGUAUUCUGCAGAACUUGGUAUAAAAUUGAUGUACCCAAGUUGUAUAAUCCUGUGAACUCGCUUUUAUUGCCACUGGAGCAGAAAAACCAGUGGAAGGGGAUGAAGACCACUGGCCAGUUGAAGAGGGAGGAAAAUAUAAGGGCUGUACCUAAUAAAGAUUCACUCUACACGAAGAUUGAGAGGCAGCCAAAGGUCUUCAAGCCUUUAGUUAUUCCUAGGAAUCUUCAGAAAGAAUUGCCGUAUAGGGAUAAACCGAAAUUAGCUCCACUUGAAGGGAAUCGAAGAAAUAAGUUCGGGGAUCGACGAGUUGCUGUUGUCAGGGAUGUUAAAGAGGAGAAUGUCGCCAAGUUCAUGAAAAUGAUUAGAACGAAUUAUGCCAAUAAGCAGGAGAAGCUGAAGGAGGCCACCAAGGCGAGGAUGAGUAAUUAUCAGAAGAGGGUGGAAGCCGAGGAGUCAAGGAAGCUCAAGAGACAGAGGGAACUCAAGAAACAAGUUUUUCGAACCUUGAGUAAAAUGGAAAUCAAGGAGAAGAAGAAGAAGGAAAGCGGUAGAUGAUAAUUCCUGUAAAUUUAUUGAAUAUAUGUUGUUAAACAUAAAUAUUUGGUUUAAUUUUUUUUCAACCUAAUUCUG
This is a messenger RNA of Fopius arisanus, 3935 nucleotides long. Its product is annotated as ribosome biogenesis protein BMS1 homolog. NCBI's taxonomy places the organism in Eukaryota, Metazoa, Arthropoda, Insecta, Hymenoptera, Braconidae. Gene Ontology annotation, biological process: endonucleolytic cleavage of tricistronic rRNA transcript (SSU-rRNA, 5.8S rRNA, LSU-rRNA); maturation of SSU-rRNA from tricistronic rRNA transcript (SSU-rRNA, 5.8S rRNA, LSU-rRNA); ribosome biogenesis. The transcript has a single exon. The record is from RefSeq and is a predicted model, not a curated record. Gene Ontology annotation, cellular component: 90S preribosome; nucleus. Bases 120 to 3860 code for a protein of 1246 amino acids. Gene Ontology annotation, molecular function: GTP binding; GTPase activity; U3 snoRNA binding.